AAGAGCUUAUACGUCGUCUUCUACCUCGACGCCUUGAGGUAUUUCUUCUUCCCAGCUCCGUUAAUGGAGCAUUCGGUUUCUUCGGAACUGACCGCCAGGACUGGGAAGGCACGGGUCGACAUGGCUUCGUUCCAAAGAUCAGAUCUUUCAAUUGGUUUCCUUCCCGCUGAUAAUAGGUUGGUUCGGGCUUUCAACAAUUUCAAGAAGAGCGGGGUUCCUUCCAGGUUCCUGCUUUUCUCUGAAGGCGCCUGGGAGGACCUUGAACGCAAUGUGUUCGACGAAUUGAAAGCAGGUUUCUUGGCCGGCAAGACAAGUUUGAAGAUUGCUGCCUGCGAAAAAUCCCAUCUUUUUGAUUUUCUCCGUAUGACGAGGAUUGAUCUGAAUACAGGAAAGUGGAAUUCGAUAGGGUGGAUUGAUGUUCAUGGUAAAUGUUUUUUUCCAGGAAUUGAAAAAGAAAUUCUUUCAGAGUCAUUGGGGGGGUUUCGAGUUUUUCAGAAAGGUCAUCAUCAUGUUCAUUGCAGAAAAGAACUCUGUGAUGAAAACGCAGAGGUCUCAUCUAAUAGAUGGCCGGAUACCAAAUUGCUGAGAAAAGAUGACAAGUUCUAUAAAGUGGUGGAAAAAUUGUUCCUUUCCGGCAUGAAAAGAUUCAUUCCAGAUACUGUCAUCACUUCCAUACACAAAUGCUCGCAUUCCAGUUCCUCAGCCAAUUCUAGGCUAUUAACUUUCCAGUUUCAUAGAAAACAAGCAGUGGAAGCCCGAGGGCAUUGCAAUAUCAAAUUUGGAUGGUUUGGUUCGUCUGCAAGCAGUGUUUCUGCAAUUCUGUCUGAUGGUUUCAGACAAACAAACAGCGCUCGGCCCGGGGUUUGUAACCAUGGCUUUGGCAUCCAUCUUUCAUCACCGCAUUCUCCUUAUGACAGUGCUAUGCUAUCAGAAGCUGAUGAAAAUGGCGAGAAGCAUUUGCUGCUUUGCAGAGUUAUAAUGGGAAAAUCUGAGAAAAUAGAGGCAGGAUCCAUUCAGGACCAUCCCAGCCAUGCAGAUUUUGAUACUGGUGUUGAUGAUAUUGUGAAUCCAAAAUGGUAUGUGGUGUGGAACACUCACAUCAGGACGCAUAUUGUUCCUGAUUUCGUUGUGAGCUUCAGGUCUUCAGGAAAUUCUGGAGGAUUGAGGAAGCCGAUAGGAGUGCAAAAGCUGUCUUCUUUGACAAAUCUUCCAUUUUGGAAGCUUUUUGCAGAGAUUGGAAGAUGCUUGCCUUCUUCCAAAAUGCAAGCUUUGGAGGUUUUUUACAAUCAAUAUAAGGUGGGAGAGAUCAGUAAAGACAUAUUUAUUAGAUACAUGAGGUCCAUUGCAGGGGACCAGCUGUUGACUUCCACUAUAAAGAGAUUGAGCGCUUGUUAAUGUAUUCUUAUUUUCGGGGCUGUUGAGUCCUUCUGAGGCGGUGAGGUUUCUAUACAAAAGCAAUUCAACUACUAGAGUUGACCAAUUCAAUUUAAAGGAAUAAAUACAUCAUUUUUUUUAGU
Phalaenopsis equestris is the source of this 1517-nucleotide messenger RNA. Its product is annotated as probable inactive poly [ADP-ribose] polymerase SRO3. NCBI's taxonomy places the organism in Eukaryota, Viridiplantae, Streptophyta, Magnoliopsida, Asparagales, Orchidaceae. The record is from RefSeq and is a predicted model, not a curated record. The coding region runs from base 64 to 1395 and encodes 443 amino acids. Gene Ontology annotation, molecular function: NAD+ poly-ADP-ribosyltransferase activity. The transcript is spliced from 4 exons.